AUGUCUUCUAAUAUAAUUGCCUUAUUUAUUGCAGAGUUUGAUGUUAGAUCGGGGUAUAAACUAGUACACCAAGAAGCGAAGAUUGCUGGGUUUGAUUUUGAUGGGUUGGAGUAUAAGGUUUUGCCUUCUGGGAUACAAGAGUUUGGCACCAGCACGGUUUUGUUCAGCCAUUGGUUUCAAGGGAAGGUGUACUAUGGAUUGAGCAAGUACUACCAGUAUAUAAUUGGCGACGAUAGUCGUGAUCGAAAUAAUGUCAAGAUGUUUGCGAUGGGAGUUUUGUGUGAACCAAAGCCUAGUGUUUGGAAACCCAACGAGUUUAUCGACAAUGGGUGGGAGUAUGCGGAUGCAAUACACCAGAAACUUGUUUCGUUUGUGCACCUGGGAGAGUAUGUUGGACUAAAGGGUAUUCCCAAAGUUGUGCCUAAUGUGGACAACCACUUGCUUACGAACUUGCCGGAAAUGUUUCGAUCUUUGGGCCCGUUAGUGUUUGUGUUGUAUAAACAAAGUUUGUUGAGGAAGAGGAUCUUGAUAUUUAACCAGCACCACAAAUCGUACGACGACCAGGAUAUUUUGCCGAGUGGUGUUGACAAUUUGUAUAACAUUUCGUCGUUUUGUUACUUGAUAUCGUUGUUAUCGGUUGUGCCGCAGGAGAUUGAUUUUGUCGAGACACCAACGUACUCGCAGCCGGUGUACCAGAUUGGGUUGACUGAUAUGGGCGGGGAGUUGCUAAAGUGUCGAGGUUAUAUUGGCAGUACCAACGACGAUAUUCUUAAAGAUAAUGCGGUGUAUGAUAUCGGGGUUAUAAUUGAUGAACACGCCAAAGUAUUUGAUUAUGCGCAGCAACCACUCCGUGCUACAAAUAAGGAUUACCAGAAGUUUGGGUUGAUAUACCUGGAGUUGCCAAGAACUAGAGAUGGGUUUACAAACAGCAGUGGUAUUUCUGCAGACGAUUUGUCGUCUAUAAGAAGUGACGUGUCAAAAGAUUUUAGUGGGAGUGUGGUGGGAGACACGCCUUCAUGGUGGAAGACCGAUGCUACGGAGCCGGUUUCGUGGACGGAGUCUAUUUGGUCGGCGUUUUCGUGGUUUGCCACUGCUGGUCAGUAUGGGGAUGUGCCGCCACCACCGCGUGUCCCGGAUAAGGUGGAUUUGGUGGAUUUGGUUAAUAUUGUUGGAUAUUUCCAUAAAUUGACAAAGAAAUGGUUCUACAUGAUCAAUGAGGCGGUGUUGGAAGUGUGGGACGAUCAGGCGAGUACUGACGACCAGCCGUUGACUAGACGUAUUUGUUUAGAGUUGACGUACCAGGACGUUGUUGAGAUGGAGCUUGAUCCGUACUCGAACGCGGAUUUAGAGUUUCUCAAACAGUUUGUGUUGUUGUACUGGGAAGUUGUAGAUAGUGUGGAAAUAGGUAUGGGAUUAAAUAGUAUAUGUUGUUAA
Molecule: messenger RNA, 1434 nt
Organism: Candida albicans SC5314
Lineage: Eukaryota; Fungi; Ascomycota; Pichiomycetes; Serinales; Debaryomycetaceae
Exons: 1
Coding region: 1-1434 (477 amino acids)
Cellular component (GO): lipid droplet
Source: RefSeq, a predicted model, not a curated record